GUUUGUUUCUUGACUUGGAAUUUCGGAAAUCAGAUGAAAGACCGUUCUGUCUUCCGUUUAGUGUUUUGGCAUAAUGAAAUGGGUGCAAUUUCAUAAUUAAAAAUGUGAUAUAGUUCCAUUCAUUCGUUCAUUUUAUAUAUAUAUAACAUCUAGAACAGUGGAAAGAUAGAAGUAAUUGUGUUAAUAUUGCGCAGAAGUCUUAACUUAGAUACUUUUAUAAAUAAAAUGUGUUACGCUGUUUCGGGUUCGAAGCCUACCAUACUACAAUAAUUUAUAUUUAAGACUCAGAAUGACAGAAAAACUUAAGGAAUUGAUUAUUGACGAAAUUGCGUGGAAAUCUAUAAAAAAUAACGGUCUCGAUAUUGAAUAUUCUACCGAAUGGCCUGGAACACUUGCAUCUGCCAUUAUAAAAGAAGUCGAUGGAACGCUGGAAUAUUUUACAGGAGAUUUAGCCAAAAUUAAGGUAUUCGGAAAAAUAUAUCCUCUACCUCGACAGCAAGUGGCUUUCGGAGAUCCAGGAAUAACUUACAAGUAUUCAAAUCUCACUGUUCCUGCUCUACCAUGGCCGGAUUCAAUUCUAGCAUUGCGAAAUUUCAUUUUCAAACUCAAGGGCAUCAAAUACAACUUCGUUUUGGUUAAUAAGUAUAGAAAUGGAAAUGACCAUAUGGGCGAACAUCGAGACAAUGAACCUGAAUUGGACCCUACAGUUCCAAUUGCGUCCCUAUCUUUCGGUGAAGAGAGAACGUUUGUACUAAAGCACAGGGAUGCAAGAAAAUCUGGUCGAAAUAAAAAGCUAAUACCUCCGGUUUCUAUUACCCUGGAGCACGGAAGUGUAUUACUAAUGAAUCCACCUACCAAUGAAUUUUGGUACCACAGUUUGCCAAAGGGGAAAAAAAUACAGGGGCCAAGGAUUAAUUUAACCUUUUGAAAAAUACGAUAG
Messenger RNA from Pieris brassicae (large cabbage white), 940 nucleotides. RefSeq names its product DNA oxidative demethylase ALKBH2-like. Lineage: Eukaryota; Metazoa; Arthropoda; Insecta; Lepidoptera; Pieridae. Gene Ontology annotation, biological process: DNA repair. The record is from RefSeq and is a predicted model, not a curated record.